Messenger RNA from Balaenoptera acutorostrata (minke whale), 1600 nucleotides. Its product is annotated as synaptotagmin-15. NCBI's taxonomy places the organism in Eukaryota, Metazoa, Chordata, Mammalia, Artiodactyla, Balaenopteridae. The transcript is spliced from 8 exons. Bases 17 to 1327 code for a protein of 436 amino acids. Gene Ontology annotation, molecular function: syntaxin binding; phosphatidylserine binding; clathrin binding. The record is from RefSeq and is a predicted model, not a curated record. Gene Ontology annotation, biological process: calcium-ion regulated exocytosis; cellular response to calcium ion; regulation of dopamine secretion.
CCGGCCAGGCAGCCCAAUGGAGGGCAUCACAUCCCAGUGGUGUCUGCCCCCAGAGCAGGUGGUCCUGGUGAUUGGGGGCAUCCUUGGGGGACUGCUGCUACUGCUGCUGUUGAUGGGGUUGAGCUGGUGUCUCUGGAAGAGGCUUUGCGCCACGUUCACCUAUGAGGAGCUGUCAGGGGCCACGGCUGCCUCCAGCACACAGGGACACAAGCUCUGCCCACCGGAUGCCAGGACCCAGGCAAGCAGGCCACCAGGUGUACCAUUCGUGGUGCCCCCUUCCCUCCAAAGCCAAGACUGGGUGCCCCUGAGCAGCAGAGAGUGGGCCCAGGCCCCACAGGACCCCUGCCCAGCCCUGGAGCUCCUGCCCCAUGCCACCGGCAGCAAUCUUGGUGAUCCUCCCAGCCCCUGUGUUGUAGGAGACACAUGCGUGGUGGGGACCAUCAAUCCAGCGCUCUACAAGAUCCCGGAGGACAAAAGUGAGACCCACUUCCCUGAGGGCUGCCUGGGGCGGCUGUGGUUCUCUGUGGAAUAUCAGCAGGAGGCCGAGCGACUGCUGGUGGGCCUGAUCAAGGCACAGCGGCUGCAAGCCCCCUCAGAGACCUGUAGCCCCCUGGUGAAGCUCCACCUGCUACCGGAUGAGCGGUGCUUCCUCCAGUCCAAGACCAAAUGCAGAACAACCAGCCCACAGUUCGACGAGCACUUCAUCUUUCAGGUGUCCAGCAAGAGUGUCACCCAGAGGGUGCUGAGGUUCUCGGUGUACCACGUGGACAGGCAGAGGAAGCACCAGCUCCUGGGCCAGGUGCUGUUCCCCCUGAAGAAGGAGACCCUGGCGGGUGACUGCCGGCGCAUCAUCUGGAGAGACCUGGAGGCUGAGAGCCUGGAGCCUCCCUCCAAGUUUGGCGACCUCCAGUUCUGCCUCAGCUACAACGACUGCCUGAACCGCCUCACGGUGAUCGUGCUUCGAGCCAAGGGCCUCCGACUCCAGGAGGACACGAGCUUUGUCAGUGUCCUUGUCAAGGUGUCUCUGAUGAACCACAAUAAGUUUGUCAAGUGCAAGAAGACUUCGGCUGUGCUGGGCUCCGCCAACCCUGUGUACAGCGAGACCUUCAGCUUCAAGGCCGACCCUGCCGAGCUGGACACGGCGAGCCUCAGCCUGACAGUGCUGCAGAGGGCCGAAGGGGACAGGAGCUGCGAGCUGGGCCGGGUGGUGGUGGGCCCCUACAUGUACACCCGCGGCAAAGAGCUGGAGCACUGGAACGAGAUGCUUAGCAAACCCAAGGAGCUGGUGAGGCGCUGGCACACACUUUGCCGCACCACUGAGCCCUGACCCGGGCAGGGACCUCGGGUCUGCUCCAGGAGCCCUAUCUCCCCACAGCCAUGCCUGACAGCCACAGGCCUGGACGCUGCAUCCAGCAUUCUCACUGGGCUGCAGGACCAGCCCAAGCCGGGGGAUCACGAGUGCCGACGUGCAGGAGAGAAGAGGUGACAAGAGAGCCCCGGCCAGGGCAGUGGUGUGGCCGCUGGGCUACAUCUCACCAGCACGAGACGCCCUCCCGACUCAUUCCAUCCUUCUUUACCCGUGGGGCUGCCUGGGCUUGGA